This is a messenger RNA of Penicillium malachiteum, 1716 nucleotides long. Its product is annotated as flavin-containing monooxygenase. The transcript is spliced from 6 exons. The record is from RefSeq and is a predicted model, not a curated record. Bases 1 to 1716 code for a protein of 571 amino acids. Lineage: Eukaryota; Fungi; Ascomycota; Eurotiomycetes; Eurotiales; Aspergillaceae. Gene Ontology annotation, molecular function: N,N-dimethylaniline monooxygenase activity; NADP binding; flavin adenine dinucleotide binding.
AUGACACUGUACAGUACAAGUCUCCCUGUUGGGAAUAAAGACUUCACUAAGGCAACAGUAGUUAUAAUUGGAGCGGGAAUCUCUGGGAUGUGCAUGGCUAUUGACUUGAUCAAGAAAAAUCAGUGUCGGAAUUUCGUUAUCCUUGAGAAGAGUAGCAGCGUAGGAGGAACGUGGAACGACAACAAAUAUCCUGGUUGCUGCUGUGACGUUUGGAGUAUUUUGUAUAGCUACUCCUUCGAGCAAAAUCCCAACUGGUCAAGAGAAUACUCCGGGCAAGAAGAAAUAUAUGCCUACCUUGUCGGUGUCGCUGAGAAAUACGGCCUAUACAAACACAUUCGCUUCAACUCCAGCGUCGAGGAGGCGAGGUGGGAUGAUAUCGAGUCAAAAUGGAAGACCACAAUCAAAGUGUCAGCUGGAAAAGAUAGCGAGUUCGUGAACUCAUAUAUUAUCAACUCUGAUUUCUUGAUAUCCGCUGUUGGUCAACUCAAUGCACCGCAAGAGCCAAAUAUCCCUGGCCUGAAGGACUUCCAAGGAAAGAUGAUGCAUUCUGCUCGAUGGGAUUGGAGCUAUGCUACGAAGGACAAAAGAAUAGCGAUUAUCGGCAACGGUGCGACUGCCGCUCAAAUCAUACCCGAAAUUGCGCCGACAGCAUCCCAUCUUACCGUUUUCCAACGCACUCCUAACUGGGUGAUUCCUCGACGUGAUGCACCGGUCUCUACCAUGCAGCAAACCUUGCUGAAAUAUAUACCUCCUCUCCGCUGGCGUAAGCGGGCCAUGCAGAUGGACUUUCGUGAGAGUUUCCAUGAAGCCAUUUUCGAUGGUGACUCGCAAUUCGCACAGACGAUUCGUGGCUGGAGUAAUGACAUUCUCAAAGCCCAGCUGGCAGAUAGGCCUGAGCUUUGGGAUGUCUUAACUCCCAAAUACUCCCCUGGAUGCAAGAGAAUCAUCAUUAGUGAUGACUAUUAUCCAACUAUCGGACGCGAUAAUGUGACUCUGGAGACUCGUGGUAUCACCAGUAUCACAAACAAAGGAAUCAAGAUUGAGGAUGAGUCUGAAGAGGAAUACGACCUGAUUAUCCUUGCGACCGGGUUCAAGACUGUUGAGUUUAUGUAUCCCAUCCAAGUAUAUGGGCACAACGGAAGACCGCUUGCCGAUAUCUGGAAAGACGGAGCAAUGGCCUAUAAAGGUGUGACUAUCGAGGACUUGCCUAAUUUUGGCAUGUUCUAUGGUCCAAACACGAACCUCGGCCACAGUUCAAUCAUUCUCAUGAUUGAGGCUCAAUCCAAGUAUUUGAAUACCAUGGUCGGGGAAGUGAUCCGAACUCGACAGCAAGGCCAGAGUCUAUCCCUCAGACCUACCCCAGCAAAAAUCAAGGAAUUCAAUGAUAAAAUUCAGAAGCUAUUACGGGAAAGUAGCUUUGCAGACCCGAACUGCAACAGCUGGUACAAGACGUCUGACGGAAUCAUCACCAACAAUUGGUCUGGCACAGUCAUUAACUACCAAGUUGAGAUGUCGUCUAUAGAAUGGCAGGAUUACAUCUCCGAAGGAUCAGGAAGGGAUUUGGUGGUCGACAAGCAGCCGACGUAUUUAGGAAGAGUUAGAGAGGAAACAUUCUUCUCCAACACAGCGUUGGUUGCUGGAAGUCUGAGUGCAUUGGCUAUUGCAGGAGGCUAUCUUGCAACUCGAUCAAGGCUGUUAAGAUCCCGGGUCCGUUGA